Molecule: messenger RNA, 5864 nt
Organism: Ylistrum balloti
Lineage: Eukaryota; Metazoa; Mollusca; Bivalvia; Pectinida; Pectinidae
Product: RNA-binding protein 26-like
Exons: 22
Coding region: 114-3419 (1101 amino acids)
Biological process (GO): mRNA processing
Cellular component (GO): nucleus
Molecular function (GO): RNA binding; metal ion binding
Source: RefSeq, a predicted model, not a curated record
CUUGCUUAGUUGUAAAAUCAUUCAUUUCCAAAGUGUAAUGCCAUGCAGCUGACGUCAACGAGAUAUGCGAUUAUUUGAAAGGAUUGCAUAUGCCCUGACCUACAGCUUUUUGUAUGAAAAUGAUCGUCGAAAAUUUGGACGCGUUGAAAGUCUGGCUCACGAAAACGUUGACUCCAAUAUGUGAUGCUGACCCUGAUCCCCUCGCAAAAUAUGUGGUUGCUCUCCUCAAAAAAGACAAAACAGAAAAGGAGCUUGAAGCAGUUUUCUUAGAUCAGUUGGAUGUUUUUCUUCAAAGCAAAACAAAAGAUUUUGUUGCAUCCUUUUUCCAAGUGUUAAGAGAUAAAUCCUACAUUCCACCACCACCACCACCAGCACCAGCAGCACCAUCACCAUCCAGUGUACCUGUUAAAACAGAAGCAGUCCCAGACAGUACAACACAAGCCAGUGCUAACUUACUCAAACCCUCAGAGGCCAAGGCAGAGGGGAAAAAGGAGACAACACAGAGUGAAGAUAAAGUUGUGAAAGACAAUAAAGAUAAAGAUGUUAAGACACGACGUACCAGGACUUCAAGUCAGGAGAGACGUGAACAGGAAGAGAGGCAGAGAAGAAGAGACAGGUUUGGGCCAGUGGAUCAUACCAUGCCUAGAGUGGUCAGAGGGCAAGAUCGUGUAGACCGACCUGACAGACCUGAUCGUCCUGAUAGAGGUCCAGACAGGGGUCCAGACAGGGGUCCAGACAGAGGUCCAGGUGAUAGGCGAUACUACAGAAGAAGGUCAAGAUCACGCAGUCCUAGGAGAUACUCAAGGAGUCCUCUUAGAUCAAGAAGUCCAUACAGAAGACGCCCACGCUCAAGGUCAAGAUCUCCAUAUAGAGCAAGGUCAUGGACACCACUGUCCAGAUCAAGAUCUAGGUCAUGGACUCCACGCUCAAGAUCUAGAUCUAGAUCAAGAUCUAGGUCAAGGUCAAGAUCAAGGUCAAGAGGAAGGAGACCCCAACUUGACAGCCGUGGUUCUACACCAACACUAGACAAUGGGAGAUAUAGCCACAGUAUUCCCGCUGUAGGUGGUGGUGUCUACUCCAUGGCUCAUGGGGACCGCUGCCUCACCACUGACAGUGCAGGACGUGAUAUACGCCCCAGGUGUAAAGACUAUGAUGAGAAAGGUUUCUGUAUGCGGGGAGAUCUAUGUCCUUAUGAUCAUGGAUUGGACCCUGUUAUAGUUGAGGAUGUCCCUAUUCCAACUGUUGGUAUACCGUACCCACCCCCAGGACCACCGCCUGUUAGUAACAGCACUAACCUCCCUCCAGGAUCUGGCCCAAUGGUUUCUGGCCCCCGAUUUAUGCCACCCACACAUGGUCCCCCACCUGGCAUGCCAAGAGUAGGAAUGGGGCCAGGACCACGACCUCCUCCACCAAGGCUAGACAAUUUUGAAGUUUACAAUCCUGAAGCUCCAGGAAUCACAAGACCUCAAGGUCCUAGGCCUGGUCCUUUCUGGAAUGGCCCUCGAGGACCCCCACCAGGGAUUGGAAGGGGAGGACCACCACCACCUCACUUUCUCUCUGGUCCUCCCCCACCACUACCCUCUAAUCCAGGCAGACGAGAUCACCUAGUCAGUAUACCCACCCUUCCUGAGGCAGAGGAAGUUAAAGAAGAAGAGGAAGCUUCCUUAGCUCCCCCUGGUACAGAGCCUGUAGGAAAGCCUGCUGUUGUAGAAAAGCCCCCAGAAAGGACAGUCAUUGCUCCAAAGAGAGCUUACAACUCUAGUCAUGGACCAGGUCAGAACCAAUCUGAUCAGUAUGGGGGUCAAAAUCGCUAUGCAGCCAACCGUUACGGCCCUCCUCAGGCCAAGAAACCAUUUGACUACAGUCGUGUAGGAGGCUACCGACGUCCUGACAUUGAUACAUCCAAUACUACCCUCCAAGUCACCAAAGUGCCGAAAGAUUGCUGUAAUAUUUCUAAAGUCAACGAACACUUCUCUAAGUUUGGCAAUAUUACAAACAUAAAGAUUGGAUACAACGAGCAGGACACGAUCCUCGUCUCCUAUUCCAGCAAUGCUGAAGCUCUGGCUGCCUACCGCUGUAGUGAUCCUGUCUUUAAUAAUAGAUUCAUAAAGCUCUUCUGGCACAAACCAGACAAGGAGCUGGCACAAAACCAGCCAGAUUCCUCAGAAAAUUCUGGGCACAAGGCCAAUUCUGGUGACAUGCGGAAUGUUCAGCAUGCCUCUGCUAAGUCAAGACUAGGAUCCAUCAUUCCUCCAGCCAGUAAACUCUCACUUAACAAUCUAAAGAAACCGCCUACUACUCCGGCAGUGGAAGUUCCUGCAAGUGAAGCAAGCGAGUUUGCAGAUACUCCUGACCCUAAGAGAGAAAAGACCAUUGUAUACACAUCCUCUGUGGGUAACAUUACAAAAACUGUGUAUAACCCAGAAGCUAUCAAAGCUAAGAAAGCUCUUGCAAGUCCCACCGCAGUGCAGACAGCAAGCUUUGUCUUCAAGAUCGAGGCUAUUAAACGCCAGGACGCUUUGAAAAAGGAAGCAAUGAAAAAGAAAAUAGAGAUUCAAAAGCAGAAGCAUGAAUUACUCCAGAAACAGCUAGAACAACAGAAGGUGUUGAUACAAAAGUUGGAAAAAAACAAAAACAUGAGUGCUGAGGACAAGGAAGCAAUCAUGAAGACUUUAAAGAUACUUGAGAGCAGUAUUGUUAAAUUGAAAGUAGAACUUGUUCCAAAGAAACCUGUGGUGGAUCCAGCAACACUGAAGUCAUCAGAACUGGCGCGGAAGGAGAUCCUGGACACAGAGUUGGAGUUGUUUACAAAACAGAGUACUGGAGAGGAUACAUCCAACUUAAAACAGAAGCUCAGUGAACUUACUAAACAGGCAUCAGCUAUGGGUCUCCUGGGUAGAGGCCGUGGUCGUGGUGUUUCCCGUGGACGAGGAUCUACUACCUGGGUAGCUGGUGGUCUGAGGGGUCGUGGACGUGCCAACAGGGGAAGGGGCAGGGGAACAGGUUUCCCUCCUGGUGGGAACAGGACCUUGGACAAGAGACCUAAGAUGGUGGAGGUGUCUGGAUUUGAGAUGGAGGAAAGAGAUGGCAUCCUUCCUCACUUUUCACAAUUUGGAACAGUUGAAAAGGUUGAUUUUGAUGAAGAUUCUCAGUCUGCAAUUGUUGCCUUUCAAACAAGAAUGGAUGCAGAAAUGGCUGUAUUACGUGGUUCCAAGUUCAACAACACUGUCCUUGCAAUGAAGUGGUAUAUAGAGCCCAAGGUUACGUUGAACCUCAACAUCAGCAGCGAUGACAGUUUUGGAGGAGAGGACCCUGCAGAAGAGGUUUCUUUAGCUGAUGAAGAAAUAGAUGAAGAUGCGCUACUUGCAGGAGAUGAUGAUGAGGAAGAUGAUGAGGAAAGUCGUUCAUGGAGGCGAUAACAGGAAGUGAUUUCCUGUUCUGGAGGGGAUGUAGUAAAGUAGUUGUUUUACUGUAGACAUUCUAAAAUGUCCCUGAUUUAUAUAUAAUUUCAUAUUGCAUUUUAUGAACGAAUGUAUGACAUUCAGAGAAUUUUGACUCUGUGAUUGAAUGAGAGGGAGAUUCAACUGUAGUCAGUAAACACAUGUUCUGGAUUGUUGAGAUGGUUUGUACAAAUGCUUUAAUGAUGAUGUAGCCCUGAUUGAUCUGUAAAAAAUUCUCCCUGUAAGAAAGCUGCUCGACAUCAUGUUUUUAAUUGGUGCAAUAAGAUUUGUAUCCUUGCCCAGAAGUGAUAUUUUAAACUUUCUAAAUGGAUGUAAUCAAUCUACAGCUGGCUCUCACAUUGCAAUUCUGGAGAUAAGUGGUGCAUUAUCAAUAUUAAAAGCAUAUCUGUGUAAAUAAUUAAUGAACAGAGGUGAGAGGAGAAUUAAGGUGAAAACUUUCCUAUGAUAGAUGUAAUGAGGAUGAUGUGAAAUAUUUAGGUGGAAUGUUUCACAAUGUUCAGCUGUUUGUGACUGCGAGUUGUAUGGAGUUACUUGUGAAAUCCUGAAAUGGAGUGUUCAGGAUGUAUAUAUAGCAGUUGAAAAAAAAUGUCAUUACAUUAGUCGUUGGCUACUAAUCAAACUUGAUGUUCAAAUAAAGAGGCUUUAUGUUUGUAUCUGUUAUUUCAAACAAUUUUUAAUUUUGUUUCAUGACAUUGAUCUUUGUUAAAUUUUUAACCUCUGUGUUUUACAAACCGGUGUGUUUUGCAUAUCAAGUACUUUAUCAGAAGAAAGUUAUAGUGUAAAAGAUUUAAACUGUUCAUGUGUGAGUUCACACACUGAAAAAGGGAUUCUUUCAUGUCAGAAAUAAGAUACACAACUUUGAAACAAUUACUAUGAUCUCUAGCAUUGUAAUGAUAUAUCCUGUGUGUUUUGAUUGGUCCUGCAUUUGGUGCUGUCAUUAUCAGAAUACAACUACCACAUUUUUGGCUGUGUUCAGCAGUGAUGGAAAGUAGCUGUAUUUUAGCAGAAUUGCUUUCAACAGAAUUCCUUUCUGAUUUACUGUACAUAUUUCAGUUAGAAAAAGAAGUAACUGUUCAAGUAAGCAAUUUCAUUUAAAAUUGCUUUUUAUAUCCCAUAUAAGGGUGGAACUAUAUUACAGUGCAGAGUAGUUAUUUUUGCAUCUUCAGGUACGCUGUGUAACAUCAAAGUCAGGUAAACAACUAUUGAAUAGGCCUGAUAAACUAUUUGGAUAGUCUAAAUUUUUAGAUAAGAUAGAAUUCAUGAUCAAUGUCGUAAAACAAAAGUUGCAUUUUGGCUUGGGACAGGAAGACGAGAGUGGCUCACCAAUUUAAUCUUUCUUUACCCAUGCCAAAAUAUGUUUUAAGUCACUGACAAUGUACUUCAAUAUUUACUAUUCUGAAAUGAUUUCACAUUCCACUUUUAUUUGCAUUAAAAUUCUUUUGUGAUUCUAAAAAAAUGGAAGGUAUUUCACUGAAACAGUCUGUCUCACAGAAUUAUCUGCCCUUUGUUGAUAUUGUAACAAAGCAUUUAUACAUACAGCAUUGAGAUUAUGGUUCAUGAUAAUCUCAUUAUUAUCAUGAUCAGAGAGGUAGAUUAACUUAAGUAAAGAAAAGUGUUUUGUAUGAUGGUGAGCUCAGCACCACCUAUAACUUCUCCAUCAAACACCUCCUAUAUCAUCUGGAGUGGUUCUAGUAGAACAUAGUAGUAAUUGAUGAAAAUGUUGUGGAGAAUAUCAUGUAUUUAUCUGUAACAUUGAAGUCAUUAAUAACACCAGUACUUAGGUCAUUUAUGUAGUCAUUAAAGAAUGAAGCCCAAAUUUCCAAUUUAAUGAUGGAAUGGCAAUUUCAAUUAAUGUGCAUUUACUUUAUUUUGUCUUGAAAAAGAAGUCAAGUUGAAUGUAUUAACAAACACACCUGUUUUGUAAAUAAUGUCACUAUAGAGAGUGUAGGAGCAAUCAUUUUCAAAUUUUAGCUAACUGCAUAUGAGCAUACCAAGUAAUUAUUGCAAGUUAAGCCAUUGCAAGUAAUUAAAAGAAAGUUUUUUUUUAAUUUCUUUUUUCAAUCAUUGAAUUUUCAAAUGUGUACUUUAUCAGAAAUAACAAAGAAGGUGAACAUACCAUUGAAUGUAGUGUUAUGGCAGUUAUGAAGGUGUAAUCGUAGAACAUUCAACAGGACUAACAAUAUUUAUACAGAAUUCAUGUUGUUCUUGAUGUUUAUUGAAACAAAACAGAAAAAAAAUCAUAUGCAAGACAGAAAAAAAAAAUAGGUGCAAAAAAAAAAGCCACGAUAAAAAAGAAAUGAAACAAGUCUUGCUUCAAUAAAUUGCAUGCUUAGAUGAUGAUUUGUUGAACAUGAAAGAGAAAAAAAUGUUGAGUGAAAAAAAAAAAUAAAAUAAACAAUGAAA